Messenger RNA from Blastocystis hominis, 758 nucleotides. RefSeq lists its product as hypothetical. Lineage: Eukaryota; Bigyra; Opalinata; Blastocystidae. The coding region runs from base 36 to 758 and encodes 240 amino acids. The transcript is spliced from 4 exons. The record is from RefSeq and is a predicted model, not a curated record.
CAUAAAUGCAAGAAUUACGAAAUGCUAUUUCACUGAUGAGUGCUGCAGCGACGGAGAGUAACUUUGGAUCCCCAAUAGGUGACAUCCCCAGUCAAGAGGCCACAGAAUCGCAAUCUGAGGAAUAUCAGCUUUCGAAGGAAAACAGCAUUAAUGGAGAACCUCCCCGACUUCCUCUUCCAAAAGAAAUGUCAAAAUCAAAGUCUCUGUUGUACAAUGAGUUGAAAGCAAGGAAUGUUGAUCCCGAUUUUGCAACAACGUCAACAGGCAAUUCUCAUAUUUUGCGAUGGGGAUGUACUCUUACUAUUCUUGGUAGUGAAAGUCAAAUAUCCAUAUCUCCUGUUUUUAAAGGGAAAAAGGAUGCUGAGCAAGCUGUUUGUUACAUCGCGCGCGAAAUCGGAAUCGACAAUCUGCUCAAGGAGAAGGUCAUUUAUAAAGCCAACAUGGAGAAGGAUCUAGCUCUUCUCCGAAAACUGCACGAAGAAGAGGGUAAUGACUGGAACACCCUGGUGAAGAACUCAUACACCAACACUCCCUCAAACAAGAGCCAAACUCAGAACUCCUCCGUCGAGUCGGCUCAGUACUACCGAAGCGUUUUAAACCCUGAGAAUUCCCAGUCCUCCAUCACUUCGGGCGUCAUGCCCCUUCCUUUCCACUUCCCGAUCAUUUCGAACAAUUCUCUAGACAUCGUGACGGAAUCUUGCUCUCUCUGCAUGCAGAGCAUCACACCGGUAAGUCUGAUCAACCUCGAUCAGAGCUAG